AUGGAGCGCGGCGGCGGCGGCGCGCAGGACCUCAUGCGCGCCCUGAUGUGCGGCGACCGCGCCGGCCGCAGCGCCGCCGCGCCCGCCGAUCAAGAGCACGAGCGCGCGCCGCGGGGGCGGUCCGCGUCGGCGGGGCGCCGGCUGUAUGAUCAGGCGGCGGUGUACGAGAUGAGGCAGGAGGACAUGCGGGAGCGCGUGCUGCGCGCCGAGCGCGAGGCGCGCGAGUGGGUGGCGCCGCGGUCGGCGGAGGGCGUCGCGCCGCGCGUGUACAUGCCGAGGCGGGAGCCCGGCCCGGCGGCGGCGGCCGGGCGCGCGGCGUCGCCAGGGGCAGCCCGCCCCCGCGCGGGCCCCUCCGGCCCGCGCCCCGCCAGCGCCCCGCGCCGCUCCCGCUCCGCCGGCCCGGCCCCGCGGCGCCGCGCCGCGACGCCAGACGCUCGCGCCCUGUCUGCCCUGGAACAUGAGAUGCAAAUUGAGCUGGGCCGCCUGCAGCAGCAGCAGCAGCAGCAGCAGCAGCAGCCGCCGGAUGCCGCGUCUCCGGGGCAGCCCGAGGGGCGCGAGGGCGCCCACCCGCGGGGCGAGGCGGGGUGGGGCUCGUUCAUCGAGCGGCAGCAAGCGUUCCUGGAGGGCAGGGCCGACCGAGUGGAAGGGGAGCGGCGGCGCCAGGAGGGGCAGUGGGCGCUGGGGCCGAGGAUCUGCCCCGGGUCCCAGCGCAUCCUGCGUGAGAGGCGGCGCGCGGACGAAGAGGAGUUCAUGGCGCGCGGUGUCGCCGGCAGCAGCAGUCCCCGCCAACUCCAACAAACGGAGCAGCUGCAGCAGCAGCAGCAGCAGCAGCAGCAGCAGCAGCAGCAGCACCGCCGCGACGGCAUCGGCAGCUUUGGCCAGGCGCAGGCGCCCGCCGCCGGCCGGGAGGAGGGUGCCGCACAGGGGUCGCCCUACCUGCAGCGAAUGGAGCAGCAGCUGCGGCCGGCCAGCGCAGACGCCGCGUUCCCCUUCCACCCCGCCAUCACGCGCCGCGGCCACAAGGCCAAGCCGCGAUUUCUGGAGGACCUCUCAGCUGCCGAGAAGGCGCGGCGCGAGCACCGGCUGGCGGAGGCGCGCGCGGCGGCGGCUUCCCGGGAGCUUCGCGGGGCCACGUUCAAACCGCAGCUGUCGGCGGAGACCGCACACGGCGCGUAUGCGGAGGUGAAGCCGAAGUUGGCGGAGGUUCGGGCGGCGCCGGACGCGUACCUGGCUCAGGUCGCGGAGAAGGCGCGGCGCAUGGAGCUGCGGCGCGCGUGGGCGGCGCGGGAGAAGGAGGCCCAGGAGAUGGCCGAGUGCACCUUUAGCCCCAAGACCACGCCCAUCCCCGCCUACCUGGUGCAGCAGAUGUCCGACACGUGCGCCGCGGCCAUGGUGAAGGAGCGGCUGGCGGAAAUCCUGGCGGCCCGCGCCGCGGCGGCGGCCGCCGCCUCCGCGGCCCCGUCCGACCCAGCCGCCACGUGCGAUUCCGAGGGCGGGGCCGAGGCCGCCGCCACGUCAGCGACGGCAUCCGGCCAACCGGGCGCGGGCGGCAGAGGGGUCCCCGCCGGCGGCCCGGGGGUGUGGGAGGAGCCAGGCAGCUUCGGGGGCAGCAGCUACGCGGCGUUCGAGGCGCGCCAGCGAGCGGCGGCCGCGGCGGCGGCCGCGGCCGCGGCGGCCGCGCGCGAGCAGAGCGCGCAGCAGGCGUCGCUGGAGCGGGACCUGCAGGCGCUACAGCAGCAGUGGCGCGAGCUGCAGGCGGCGCGCGCGCAGGCCAAGGGCGCCGGCGGCGCGCUGUGA
Messenger RNA from Monoraphidium neglectum, 1797 nucleotides. RefSeq lists its product as hypothetical. NCBI's taxonomy places the organism in Eukaryota, Viridiplantae, Chlorophyta, Chlorophyceae, Sphaeropleales, Selenastraceae. The coding region runs from base 1 to 1797 and encodes 598 amino acids. The record is from RefSeq and is a predicted model, not a curated record. The transcript is spliced from 4 exons.